Molecule: messenger RNA, 6359 nt
Organism: Dipodomys spectabilis (banner-tailed kangaroo rat)
Lineage: Eukaryota; Metazoa; Chordata; Mammalia; Rodentia; Heteromyidae
Gene: Insr
Product: insulin receptor
Exons: 23
Coding region: 102-4283 (1393 amino acids)
Biological process (GO): positive regulation of kinase activity; multicellular organism development; protein autophosphorylation
Cellular component (GO): axon; insulin receptor complex; membrane
Molecular function (GO): insulin receptor activity; ATP binding; phosphatidylinositol 3-kinase binding
Source: RefSeq, a predicted model, not a curated record
GGCUGCACCCGGAAAGCGUCUGUCGGCCGCUGGGCUCGGAGCAUGAUCCCCGCGGGCGGGCGCCGCGCGCUCUGAUCGUCGGGGACCCCCCGCCCCGCGCCAUGGACCCCGGGGGUCGGCGGGGGGCGUCGGCCGCGCCGCCGCCGCCGCCGCUGCUGUUCCUGCUGCUGCUGCUGACCGGGGCCGCGCUGUUGGCGGGCGCCGCGGGCCACCUGUACCCCGGAGAGGUGUGUCCGGGCAUGGAUAUUCGGAAUAACCUCACUAGGUUGCAUGAGUUGGAGAAUUGCUCAGUCAUCGAAGGCCAUUUGCAGAUUCUUCUGAUGUUCAAAACGAGGCCCGAAGAUUUCCGUUACCUCAGUUUCCCCAAACUCAUCAUGAUCACUGAUUACUUGCUGCUCUUCCGGGUGUAUGGGCUGGAGAGUCUGAAAGAUCUGUUUCCCAAUCUCACGGUCAUCCGGGGCUCCCGUCUCUUCUUCAAUUACGCCCUGGUGAUCUUCGAGAUGGUUCAUCUCAAGGAACUCGGCCUGUACAACCUGAUGAACAUCACCCGGGGCUCUGUCCGCAUCGAGAAGAACAAUGAGCUCUGCUACUUGGCCACCAUCGACUGGUCCCGAAUCCUGGACUCUGUGGAGGACAAUUAUAUUGUCCUGAACAAGGAUGACAAGGAAGAGUGUGGUGACAUUUGUCCUGGCACUGGGAAGGGCAAAGCCAACUGCCCUGCCACCGUCAUCAAUGGGCAUUUUGUUGAGCGAUGCUGGACUCACAGCCAUUGCCAGAAAGUGUGCCCGACCAUCUGCAAGUCGCACGGCUGCACGGCUGACGGCCUGUGCUGUCACAGCGAGUGUCUGGGGAACUGCUCAGCGCCCGAUGACCCCACCAAGUGCGUGGCCUGCCGCAACUUCUACCUGGAAGGCCGCUGCGUGCCCACCUGCCCGCCGCCCUACUACCACUUCCAAGAUUGGCGCUGUGUCAACUUCAGCUUCUGCCUGGACCUGCAUAACAAGUGCAAGAACUCGCGGAGGCAGGGCUGUCACCAGUACGUCAUCCACGACAACAAGUGCAUCCCCGAGUGCCCCUCCGGGUACACGAUGAACUCCACCAACUUGAUGUGUACCCCAUGCCUGGGGCCUUGUCCCAAGAUCUGUCACCUCCUGGAAGGCGAGAAGACAAUUGACUCAGUGACCUCAGCCCAGGAGCUCCGAGGCUGUACGGUGGUUAACGGCAGCCUGAUCAUCAAUAUCCGAGGAGGCAACAACCUAGCGGCUGAACUAGAGGCCAAUCUUGGCCUCAUUGAGGAAAUAUCUGGGUACCUAAAAAUCCGACGCUCCUACGCUCUGGUUUCUCUUUCCUUCUUCCGGAAGCUGCGUCUGAUUCGAGGGGAGACCUUGGAAGUGGGGAAUUACUCUUUCUAUGCUCUGGACAACCAGAACCUAAGGCAACUCUGGGACUGGAGCAAGCACAACCUCACCAUCAUCAAUGGGAAACUCUUCUUCCACUAUAAUCCCAAACUUUGCUUGUCCGAAAUCCACAAGAUGGAAGAAGUUUCUGGAACCAAGGGACGCCAGGAGAGAAAUGACAUUGCCCUAAAGACCAAUGGAGACCAGGCCUCCUGUGAAAACGAAUUACUUAAGUUUUCCUUCAUCCGCACAUCAUAUGACAAGAUUAUGCUGAAAUGGGAGCCCUACUGGCCCCCCGAUUUCCGAGACCUCUUGGGGUUCAUGCUCUUCUACAAAGAGGCUCCUUACCAGAACGUGACGGAGUUUGAUGGACAGGAUGCCUGUGGCUCCAACAGCUGGACCGUGGUGGACAUUGACCCACCCCAAAGAUCCAACGACGCCAAGUCCCAGAAGCACCCUGGCUGGCUGAUGCGGGGCCUCAAACCCUGGACCCAGUACGCCAUCUUUGUCAAAACUCUGGUCACCUUUUCUGACGAACGCCGAACCUAUGGGGCCAAGAGCGACAUCAUCUAUGUACAGACAGAUGCCACCAAUCCUUCCGUCCCUCUGGACCCCAUCUCCGUUUCCAAUUCCUCAUCCCAGAUCAUCUUGAAGUGGAAGCCCCCUUCAGACCCGAACGGCAACAUCACACACUAUCUAGUGUAUUGGCAGAGGCAGGCAGAAGACAGUGAGCUCUUCGAGUUGGACUAUUGCCUCAAAGGGUUGAAGCUACCUUCCAGGAUGUGGUCCCCACCGUUUGAGUCCAAGGAUUCUCAGAAGAACAAUCAGAGCGAGUAUGACGACUCUGCCAGCGAGUGCUGCUCCUGCCCCAAGACUGACUCUCAGAUCCUGAAAGAGCUGGAGGAGUCCUCGUUCCGGAAGACGUUCGAGGAUUACCUGCACAACGUGGUAUUCGUCCCCAGAAAAGCCUCUUCAGGCAAUGGUGUAGAAGAUUCUAGGCCAUCCAGGAAGCGCAGGUCUCUCGGGGACGUGGUGAAUGUGACCAUGAUGCCGCCUGUCAUCCCGAUUUUCCCCAACGUCUCCUCCACCGUGGUGCCCACCACCCAGGAGCCACCCCGGCCCGUCGAGAAAGUUGUGAACAAGGAGUCGCUGGUCAUCUCUGGCCUGCGUCACUUCACCGGCUACCGCAUCGAGUUGCAGGCCUGCAACCAAGACGCCCCGGAGGAGAGGUGCAGCGUGGCCGCCUAUGUCAGCGCCCGGACCAUGCCCGAAGCCAAGGCGGAUGACAUCGUCGGCCCCGUGACCCACGAAAUCUUCGAGAACAACGUUGUGCACUUGACCUGGCAGGAGCCCAAGGAGCCCAACGGCCUGAUCGUGCUGUAUGAAGUCAGCUACCGGCGGUACGGCGAUGAGGAGCUUCACCUCUGCGUCUCCCGAAAGCAUUUUGCCCUGGAGCAGGGAUGCCGGCUGCGAGGGCUGCCCCCUGGCAACUACAGUGUGCGCAUCCGGGCCACCUCAUUGGCCGGCAACGGCUCCUGGACCGAACCUACUUAUUUCUACGUGACAGAUUAUUUAGACGUCCCAUCCAACCUUGCGAAAAUCAUCAUCGGCCCGCUCAUCUUCGUCUUCCUCUUCAGCGGUGUGAUCGGAAGCAUUUACCUGUUCCUCAGAAAGAGGCAGCCGGAUGGGCCAAUGGGACCACUAUAUGCUUCUUCAAAUCCUGAGUAUCUCAGUGCCAGUGAUGUUUUUCCAUGUUCUGUGUACGUGCCGGACGAGUGGGAAGUGCCCCGGGACAAGAUCACCCUCCUUCGGGAGCUGGGCCAGGGCUCCUUCGGUAUGGUGUACGAGGGCAAUGCCAAGGACAUCAUCAAGGGCGAGGCGGAGACCCGUGUGGCGGUGAAGACGGUCAAUGAGGCGGCCAGUCUGCGGGAGCGCAUUGAGUUCCUCAACGAGGCUUCGGUCAUGAAGGGCUUCACCUGUCACCACGUGGUCCGCCUCCUGGGCGUGGUGUCCAAGGGCCAGCCCACACUGGUGGUGAUGGAACUGAUGGCUCAAGGAGACCUGAAGAGCUACCUCCGAUCUCUGAGGCCAGACUCCGAGAAUAACCCGGGUCGCCCACCCCCUACGCUGCAAGAGAUGAUUCAGAUGGCAGGAGAGAUUGCUGACGGCAUGGCCUACCUGAAUGCCAAGAAGUUUGUGCACCGAGACCUGGCUGCACGAAACUGCAUGGUUGCCCACGAUUUUACUGUCAAAAUUGGAGACUUUGGAAUGACCAGAGACAUCUACGAAAUGGAUUACUACCGGAAGGGGGGCAAGGGCCUGCUACCUGUGCGGUGGAUGGCACCCGAAUCCCUGAAGGAUGGGGUCUUCACUGCUUCCUCAGAUAUGUGGUCCUUUGGUGUGGUCCUCUGGGAAAUCACCAGUUUAGCCGAACAGCCUUACCAAGGCCUGUCUAAUGAACAGGUGUUGAAAUUCGUCAUGGAUGGAGGGUACUUAGAUCAGCCUGACAAUUGUCCGGAGAGAGUCACCAAUUUGAUGCACAUGUGUUGGCAAUUCAACCCCAAAAUGCGCCCCACCUUCCUGGAGAUCGUCAACCUGCUCAAGGAUGACCUGCACCCUAGCUUUCCAGAAGUUUCCUUUUUCCACAGCGAGGAGAACAAGGGGCCGGAGAAUGAGGAGCUGGAGAUGGAGUUUGAGGGGGAUAUGGAAAAUGUACCCUUGGAUCGGUCCUCACACUGUCAGAGGGAAGAGGCAGGGGGCCGGGAGGGCGGAGUGUCCUCGCUAGGGUUGAAGCGGAGUUAUGAAGAGCACAUCCCUUACACCCACAUGAAUGGAGGCAAGAAGAAUGGGAGGAUUCUGACUCUUCCCAGAUCAAAUCCUUCCUAACGAACAGUGCCCAAGGGGCAGGGAAUAUGGGGGGGGCAGGGGUGCCCAUUUGCCAUGACCUCUGGGUUUGACGCCUCCAGAAACCUCAGGAUUCUCCUCACUCUGCCCCCUGUGACACAGGGCUCAGAGAUCGCUGGGACACGUUUUCUAUUCCUCUUUUUGAUCGUUGCCUGGGUGGGGGGGAGGGAGGGGAAGCGAACUCUGAGCCCAGAGACAGUGGGGGGAGGGGGGCGGUUCCCACAGCUGCUGCCCUUUUUUGGCCUCCACAAUUUCAAACCAGGAUUCUCUUCUUCAUCUUCCUUUCUUUGUUGUGAUGAAAAGAAAACAUCUAUUUUUUUUUGUUUUUGUUUUUUACAUUUUUUUCCUCUUCCUUCUAAGCUGGUGUCUGAGCUUACACUGUAAGAGAGAAACUGUUUGUGAGACAGAUGUUUGAAAGCAAAGCAAAGCAAAAAAAAAAAGAGAAAAACCAACAGCAACAACAACCCUGUUCUAGGAGAAUUCCUAAGUUUGCAGGGUGGGGCCUUUGAGAAGGAUUUAAUUUUAUUAUUAUUAAUAUUAUUAUUAUUAUUUUUGUGUCUUGUUCACAAAAUCAAGUUCCUCAAGUUGACCAAUAGCUGCUGCUCUUUUGCUCUUUUCUUACUUUUGACAGGAGGACACUGGCACGUGGGUACAGCCACGUGUGCAUGUGUGCAUGUGUCUUCAUCCACACGUGCGUCUGUUGCCUCUGGGCAUGCUCAGAAGAGUUUCAAACUGGGUGGCCUGGCCUUUGGAAAUGAGGUUUUCAGGAAGGGUUGUGCCUUUGCUAGUUCCAAGCUGGUGUCCAUCAUUUCCUCUUUCUUAUUCUUUACUGGGACAGUGUGACCUCUACACUUCCUUCUGGAAGUCUUGCCACAGGUGUCUUCUCUCCCCUGGGGUGAUAAGAAAAAAAGAGUUCCGAAGGAAAUGAAGACCAAAUCAAGUCAGGACAAGAACAACAACAAAAUUAAUCAUCAAAAGAGGAAAAUGAAGAAGGAAAAGAAAAAAUAGAAAGACUGAGAUGACAAAGAGGGUUGCGAAUUUUUAUUUUCUUUUGGUAACCUCUGUAAGUUUUGAAGCAAUCUCCCCACACUUCUCCUCCCUAAGUUAUUAUUAGGAUUACUUUUCUCCAGAGGGGGAGGGGAGGGGUGGGUGGGACUGGUCUGUGUGGGGAGAGGGAACAAGGUGUGGCCCCUAUGGACUGUGAAAGGCACCUGUUGACUGGGAAUCAAGCCACAGUUCGCUGCUAACCCUUCCGUGGACAUUGUGAGGUCCCAGUGUUGGAAUGUGGGCAGCUGGAUUUUUUUUUUUAAUGGUUUGAAUAUCAAGAUUUGUGCUGCCAAGUUUUCUGCUUGGAUAAUAAACUGGUGGUGGUUGGUGAGCUGGAGCUGAGCCAUUCCUGGAGAACACCUUGUGUUCAUCUUCUGGAUGGACCUGGAGAACACUAAGCAAUAUAAAAGGGUACACCACCCCAUCCCCCCCCAAAACAACAAUAGCUGGAUGGAAUUGCUCUGUACUCGGGGGUAGCCAUCAUCCCCUGGGCCAGGUGUGGAGAGCCUGAGGGUCAUUUCUUAGGUGCUUCUUGUGUCAUCCCCAUAAGACUUAAGUCAGGAGGAGAAACAAUCCAAUGGCCUUUAUUAUUAUUAUUAUUAUUAUUAUUAUUUGCCAUUGAGGACUUUAUGGAUAGGUGUGAAUCCAUAGGUAUCUCCUCUUGGCAGGAAAAAAAAAAUCACCGCAGCUGCUCAAGUCCCGAAGGCGGUGAACUCACCAUCUGGGGUUCAUCUAAAUCGUCGCCUAUGGUUUUUAACCGGAGUGAGUGCAUUGUCUCACAAGCUUGUGCAUCUUGAUUGUAUCCUUCUCCUCUUCCCCUCUGUUAAGACCUGUGGAUGGAGAGACAAUGACAAAAUCCGAGCCCCUCUCUCCAGUCUUCACCAAGAACACAGAAGAAUCUUCCAGAGUGUUUUUCAGCAUCCUAAUUUACACCAGAUUGAUGAGAUGCUCAAGGUCAGCCCUUGUCCUUUGGGGGCACACAGAAGUGUGAUAGAGUUAACUAAAGGCAAA